AUGUCAACUUUGAAUAUCUCUGAAGGCAUGGUCUCCACUUUUCUCCUUGUUGGAAUCCCAGGACUGGAGCAUAUUCACAUCUGGAUAGCCAUCCCCAUAUGCCUCAUGUACAUCACUGCUGCUCUUGGCAACUGUACUAUCCUCUUCAUCAUCAAGACAGAACCUUCACUUCAUGAGCCCAUGUACUAUUUCCUAUCAAUGCUGGCCAUCUCUGACAUGGGCCUGUCCUUCUCUUCUUUACCCACCAUGCUAAGGGUCUUUUUGUUCAAUUCCCCUGGAAUCUCCCCCAAUGCCUGCUUUACUCAGGAGUUCUUUAUUCAUGGCUUCACUGAUAUGGAGUCCUCAGUGCUGCUGAUCAUGUCUUUUGAUCAUUUUUUAGCAAUCCGCAAUCCCCUAAGAUACAGCUCCAUUCUUACUAGUGUUAGAGUUACACAGUUAGGACUAGUGCUUGCUAUUAAGAGUAUGCUCUUAGUCCUUCCCCUCCCUUUCAUUCUAAAGAGGCUGAUCUAUUGUAAGAAAAGACUUCUCUCUCACUCCUACUGUCUGCACCAGGAUGUCAUGAAACUGGCAUGCUCUGACAAUAGGAUCAACUUUAUCUAUGGCUUUUUUGUUGCCCUUUGCAUGAUGUCUGACUUGGUGUUUAUUGUGAUUUCAUACAUGUUCAUCUUAAAAACAGUAAUGGGCAUUGCAUCCCAUGGGGAACGUCUCAAGGCCCUCAGCACCUGCAUCUCCCACAUAUGUGCUGUACUAAUCUUCUAUGUGCCCAUCAUCACCUUGGCUGCUAUGCAUCGCUUUGCCAAACAUAAGUCUCCCUUGACAAUGAUCAUCAUUGCUGAUGUCUUCCUGAUGGUCCCCCCUUUAAUGAACCCUAUAGUAUACUGUGUGAAGACACGGAAAAUCCGUGAGAAGAUUCUAGGAAGACUUGUAUUGAAGUGA
Molecule: messenger RNA, 936 nt
Organism: Vombatus ursinus (common wombat)
Lineage: Eukaryota; Metazoa; Chordata; Mammalia; Diprotodontia; Vombatidae
Product: olfactory receptor 51A7-like
Exons: 1
Coding region: 1-936 (311 amino acids)
Biological process (GO): G protein-coupled receptor signaling pathway
Cellular component (GO): membrane
Molecular function (GO): olfactory receptor activity; G protein-coupled receptor activity
Source: RefSeq, a predicted model, not a curated record